CCUACUGCUGGCUCAUGUCCAGCUUCUUGUCCAUCAAGAUCCCCAAGUCCUUUUCAGCAGGGCUGCUCACAGUAAGUUCUUCUCCCUGUACUCAUGUCUGGGAUUAUCUUGACCCCAGUGCAACACCUUGUUUUUGACCUUGUUAAACCUCAUCAGAUUCUUAUGUGCCCACUUUCCAAGUGUGUUCAGAUCCCUUUGGAUGGUGUCCUUCCCUUCUAUUGUGUCAACUACACCACUUAGCCUGGUGUCAUCAGCAAACUUGCUGAGGGUACACUCAAUUCCACUGUCUAUGUUCUCGAUUAAGAUGUUGAAGAGCACCGGUCCCAAGACAGAACGCUGGGGAACAUGACCAGACUACUUGUUCACAGAGCUGUUGACAACAACCCUCUGGCUAUGACCAUCUAACCAAUUCUUUAUCCACAAAAUAGUCCAAUCUUCAAAUCCUUACUGCUGCAACUUAGAGAUAAGGAUGUGGAGCAUCAGAUCAGCCUGUUGUUCUUUGGUUUAUUAGGCUACAUGCACUUACGAAUAGUUUACCUCGUAUUAAUUAGCUAAAAGGGUUUGAACAGGUUGAGGAGGGAUUAAUGUUAAUCAAAUGAGAAGAUAAUAUAAGCUUUCAGAAAGUGAAGAUUAAGACAUGAGGCCUGAGGGACUGGGGAGAUGUGUGCAUGCUGCCAUUCACUUCCCUCCACAGCACAAUAAAAAAGACUUAAUUACUGAACAUCUUGGUGUGGACAAGGGAAAAGAAAUAUUUCUAACUGUGCUUGGUGGGAGGUGAAUUUAUUUUCUUCCUUUUUGCUUUUAAACCCAGAAUAAGCUCUGUCCUCUUGACUGCUCCUGGGACAUCAUCCUGGUCUGUUUUGCAUGCCUGACCCACAACUGUCUCUGCACAGGAGGACACACAUUUUUGGAGCUGUCUGUUCCGGUUUGUCAAGCCAGGACAUAAAAAUCUACAUGGAAAGGGAAAGGAUUCCCAGGGAGAAAUGCUUUAAGUGUCUGUGCAAAGCCAACUGUGGGCAACUCAGCUCGUCCUGCUUUUGGUGACUUGCCAAGAUCACACUAUGAAAUGCGGUCUCCUCAUUUUUUCUUCUUUUUUUGAAAUAAUUCUGUGGAGCAGUUUCCAUCCCAGCCUGGUUUAUGGCCAGGGCAGGGAAUGUCUCCUCAUAGCAGUUUAGAAUGGUUGUACUGGAUAGGAGAUAGACUCAUUCUCAUUCCUUAUUUGCCAGUAGCCAGUAGACUUUCCUAACACAUGCUUUGUCAAGUAUGAGGCUGUUGUUGUAUCAUGGUGUGGGUAAUGAUCUCUGGAAACAGAGGAGUAACAAAAGGCAGUCUUCUGCCUCUCUCAAGCUUGUAUUUAACAGUAGAUGAAAUGAGGUUCUUUUCACAUGGAGAAAUAAACCCACUCUCCCAAACAGAAAGCAACCUGUCACUUUCCCACACCCUGAGAAGGGCCAUAACAACCUCAUCCUAUGCAAGCAUCUCUCCACAAAGUUCUCUAGCUUUGAAGUAAGGAUGCCCUGAGAGCUGGAGCUUGGUAUUUCUCCACCACAAUCUCUGGGACCAGAGGGAUUUGUGCUGGGACAUUACAAGCAAUGUGCAGGCAUGCUGACUAACAUCAGAAAUCAGUGUGUUAACCUCUCCACAAUGGCAGAAUGCAGCCUGGUGAUGGGAGCUGGCCCAGUGCUGAGGCCAAUAACUUUGGGGAAGAUGUACUCAUAUUGUCCUAGUUUUCUGUGUUAUACUUUUGGAUGAGGCAUGAGUUCCCUAGAUGGGCUGUAGGAUGGUGGCUCCCAUUGGCACUGGUGCAAUGCAGAUGUCACUCCUGUUACGGGAACAGCAAUAGAGUCCUCUCUCCCUCAUCAUACAGCCCUGCCCCAUGGGCAUCUGUCCUGCUGCCAGAACUGGGCUGGCUGCUCUCCUAGGACUCAGCUUUAAACCUGCUGCCAGCAAUGGAGUAAGAUACUAGAUAAGUGGAACUGCAACCCAUUGACAGCCCUCGGUCAUUGUGCCCCACGAACCUCCUCACCCAGGAGCCAAAGCACGACAGUGCAUGUCUCCAGUUUCAGGCUUGUCUAGCUUUUGUCAGAGCCUGUGAGUGCAGGGUGCUUAAGCAAUGCUUUGAGAAAAUGUUGAUAAUGCGGUGACGAAAUAGGACAAUGCCAGGAAUUUUACUUUUAAUUUAUUUCAUUUGGUGAAUUACCUGCCCCAGCCAAGUAGACACAGGUUUUAAAAGUUAUUUACUGCCUGAAGUUUUACAUGGUUUACAUAACAUAAUUUCCUGUAUGAACCAAAAGAGUCUCACCCCAGACUCUUCUCCAGGUCGGGAUGGGGGGCAUUUCCCUUGUAAUUGGAGGUGGGAGAGCUCAGUCUCAUUCUGCUGCUUCCCAGGUCUUUGUUCAGUAGGGGCAAGGCUUUAUUUAUAAUGGCCAGGGGUUGCCUGCUCCAAACACCUCUCCAGUUCCUCUUGUUCAUCCCGUUUUAUUGACCCAAAUAGAGCUGUCAGCAGCACCUUCGGGUUGUUCUGGCCAGAGUCCCUUGGCCAGGCUGACGUAUGUACAACCCAUCGAGCGACGGCAAAGCAAUUUCCCACCAUCCAAUUCUAUUGAUAGCAGCAAGUCCCCCAGGGGAUUAAAUACAUGAUUACUGCAAACAAAGGAUCGCUUUGUGUGUGUGCAUCACAGCAGAAAGGCAGGAAGUGCUCUCCCUCACCCAUGCCUGCACUGUUCUGUCCCUCCCGCUUGCACCUAUCAACAUUGCCUUGCACAUAGGUGCGUGCGUUGACCCUUCCCUUGCUGUGUACACGAGGUUGCAUCUGCAGAGCACUUCACAGAGGAGACUGGCCUUGGCUUUUCCCAUGCUACAGACUCUCUUGGUAUUUUCUCUUCUCCUUAAUCACUGACAGUUUGCUCCGAUAACCAGUCCUGGAAGGGCUCACCCUAUAAAGAAAAGCAGGAACUUCUCCCAUAGACAUUUCAACACAUUUUUCUUAAAACACUGUGGCAUUUUGAUGACUAAACUUCUUUGUGGCCAAAGAAUUUGUGACCAAUUUGUGAGCCAUGAAUACAAUGCUCCCCAAAUAUCCUGAAUGCUCUUCCUCUUCUCCUUCACAUAUUACAGACCUGGAUUCUCCAUCUCCAGGGGAGAUGUGUGCAUGUCCCAACACUGGCUAUGGUUUUUCAUCUUCUCUCAUCUCUCCUCUUCUUCUUCUUUCUGAGGAUCCUCUGCUUAUCACAACAGGGAUACCUGUGGUUGGCAUUGAUUAUCCUGCCUUUGUUGUUCUUUUUCCUUGGCUUGCAUCUCAUACCCAAAUCUGCCCUCUUUCUUCUCUACACUGACCACAGCAGCUCAAGUAUUCCAUAACAGGCUUCUUUUCCCUGUCAGAGUGGGUUGCUGUACGGUUGUAAUAGGAAGUGACAGAAACUCUACCAGUAUAACUGCACUUCUGCUGAUUUAAAACAUCCACCUUAGAGCUUUUAUCAGCAUAAGCCUCUUAAUAAAGAGGGGGGAAAAAAAACAACCAUCCACGCUCCUGGCAGAGCUAUGCCAAUGAUGUAACUGGACCUAAGAGUGCAUUUACUUUAAAGUUAGGUGGCUUAACACAGUAUGUGAUUUCAGUUAAAUCUUCUAAAGCGUUGUGUGGACACUUCUAUUUAUGUCCUGUUCAUGCUGAUUUUAAUUUAUAUUAAGUCCAUCAGGAUCAUGUCUAAGCUAAGUUGAACACAGGUUACAUUUCGCACUACUUUUGGAUGGAUUAGAAGGACUAGAGCUAAAUCAUUGCUGUCCCUUCUGGGAGCAAUUUCACUGGUAGAAAUAUGUUUUUGUACUUUAACUACAUUUAGCAAAACAGCCUACAUAUAUAGGCAUGCUUGCAUCAACAUGACUGCGUCCAACUAUCACCUAAAUGGUCUUUAAACUGUAAUAAACCUGCUCGCAAAGUAGGCUACUCUUGCUUAAUUUAGUCUAACUCCUUCUGCCCAUGGAUAGGUACUGUAGUGCUGACAGAAGUCCUUUUUCCCUGCAGAAAUCCCAUGGCUGGUGUUUGUUUUAGCUUUCUUCUGGUUCUUGGAGCCUGGUGCCCCUUGUCACUGCUUGCCAAGAAGAGCACAGCACAGAUAUAUCAGAAACCUGAAUCUCCCCAGGUAUAAAAUCUUCACCUGAACCCCAGGCACAUUGGAGCUCUGCUCUGGGAACUCCUGCUUUUAGAACAUCUCUGGGGAGAGCUGAAAACUCACAGCCAGGUGGCAUACCCUUGCCACUGCUUAGAGAUGAACCAGCAAACAUCUCAGGAUCUCAUUAAACCUUUUGCUGCAGAUGGCCGCAAAGGGCCAUAGGAAAGGCAAUGCAGAUCCAGCUUCAGCCAGCAGCAAGUUAAACUUGUGUCACAGUGCGAUGGUGUGGCUAUCAGCACCAUCAGGCUGAGCUGCCCUCCUGUACUGGCCAUCCUCAUGUGUCACCACCAGCUUGGCUGUGUCAGGGAAGGAAACGUUAUGGCAGUGCUGAGGUCUGAGCUUGGUGCUGUGCUUUAGCAGUUGACAAAGCCAAAUGUGUCUGACCCCUGUGAAGCAAUGUUUACCUUCUCUCAAGAACUUCCCUGUGUACAGAUAUUAAUUCCUAUCAUGUGGAAAAAUUGGUCACAUACCUAAGUAUCCCACUGGAGGUGAAGACUAUUCAUCCAAAGAAAGAGCAGGGAAAAUGCCACUGUGACCUUUUCAAAUAAAUAGAUUUUCUUUUAGUAACCUAAUAUCCCCUCCCUCCCAUAACCUGCUAAACUGCUCUUCUUCAUUUUGUGUUUGAGGCCACUUGGUCCUCCAGGUCUCACCUGAGAUCUGAAAGCUCAGUGGCAACAAGUCUUUAGUGGAGGAAGUUUUUCUUCCAGGUUUUUCUAGACUACAUGAAUUAAGAUGAUAUGGACAGGACAAAUAAGUGAAAAAACAUUGAGCUUAAAAGAACCUGGCUGCUUCACAGCUGCUAAAUCUUACUGACAAGAUUUCCAGUUGACGUUAUCUUGCUGGUUCCCUGCGUCCCCAUAGCUUUCCAGGGGAAAAAAAAUACAUUGGUGAGUCCAGAACAAAUAUGCUCCAACCUAAUAUUGUUUUCAUUUUGCGGGUCACUUUUAAUCUCCACUGGGUGUAAAUUCCUCUUCUUUUGUUGUAUUUAUUUUCAGUUUUGUUCUUACUAUAUUUCUUCUAUGCUUUUUUGUUGUUGUUGUUCCUCCACCAUGUUCUUCUUUGUUUGUGCUGCAGGCAAUGAAAAUGAUUUAAAAAUGCCUGGUUUUGAAACAAGCGAUUUCCAGACAAAAUUACUCCCAAGGCCUCCUAGCAUCUGCAGAGACAAGUGGCAUAAAUGCACUUUUAAGAUCAGUGGGUGAAAGCAGUUGCAAAUAACAGCACUAACAGUGGGAAGUACUGGACAUGUUUCUGUGGGAAGGACAUUUCCAAGAGGUCAUAUGUCCCAGGAGCAUGGCCUGUGAGGAACUAUGGACGUAUGUAGUAAGACCUUCCUCUGGGCCAUAGGACUGAUCAAUCUCAGCUUGACAGGGAGAUCACAGAGGGUGCCCAAGAUCAGAGGGAACCCCAGUCCUCAUAGCUUUCCUGGAGAGAAGAGGGCAGCAAGACUGGGAGGUCACACAGCUGAAUAUGAACAGAUGAGCUGAUGAAGCAGCUCUAGACCCUACCAGGAGGUUUGUGCAGCACUUCCAGUUUCAUCUAAGUUUGACCAGGGCCAAGGCUGCCAUUUCAGCUCUUCCAGCCUCUGAGCAAGGGCAGCCAUACACCUGAGUCACCAUGGGCAAGAUGGACAACACCUCUGUGGAGCUGAGCUCUCCCUCUGAGGUGAAACAAGCAGCCUUGGAAGAGCCGGAGCCCAUUGCCCCAGAGGCCCCAAGCACCAAGAAGAAGAAGAUCCCAGACAGGGGCUCUUGGAAGGGGAGGUUUGACUUCCUACUGUCCUGUGUGGGCUAUGCCAUUGGGCUGGGCAAUGUCUGGCGCUUUCCGUAUCUCUGUGGCAAGAAUGGAGGAGGGGCCUUCCUCAUUCCCUAUUUCCUGACGCUAGUGUUUGCUGGGAUCCCGCUCUUCCUGCUGGAAACUGCUCUUGGCCAGUACACCUCUGUGGGAGGACUGGGAGUCUGGAAAUUAGCACCCAUGUUUAAAGGAGUGGGGCUGGCAGCUGUGGUUCUCUCCUUCUGGCUGAACAUCUAUUAUAUUGUCAUCAUUGCCUGGUCUCUCUACUAUCUCUUCAACUCUUUCACUUCAGACCUGCCGUGGCAGAGCUGCGGGAAUGCCUGGAACACCGACCGCUGCUUCUCCAACUACUCCCUGGAUGACACCACCAACCUCACCAGUGCCGUCACCGAGUUCUGGGAGAGAAACAUGCACCAGAUGUCCGGCGGCUUGGGGGAGCCUGGAUCCAUCCGCUGGCCUCUGGCUGGCACACUGGCCCUGGCCUGGCUGCUGGUUUACUUCUCCAUCUGGAAGGGUGUGGAGUGGACAGGCAAGGUGGUGUAUUUCUCAGCCACCUACCCCUACUUCAUGCUGUUCAUCCUCUUCUUCCGGGGAGUCACUCUGCCCGGGGCCAAGGAGGGCAUCCUCUUCUACCUCACACCUGACUUCAGGAAGCUCUCCGACUCUGAGGUCUGGAUGGAUGCAGCCACACAGAUCUUCUUCUCCUAUGGCCUGGGGCUGGGGUCCCUGAUUGCACUGGGGAGCUACAACACUUUUCACAACAACGUCUACAGAGACUCCAUUAUUGUUUGCUGUAUAAACUCCACCACGAGCGUAUUUGCUGGAUUUGUUAUUUUCUCUAUCGUUGGCUUCAUGUCGCACAUCACAAAGAAGUCAAUUUCAGAACUGGCCUCCUCAGGCCCUGGACUGGCUUUCCUCGCCUAUCCGCAGGUUGUCACCCAACUGCCCCUGUCCCCACUCUGGUCGAUCCUCUUCUUCUCUAUGCUGAUGAUGCUGGGCCUGGAUAGUCAGUUCUGCACUGUAGAGGGGUUCGUUACUGCCCUGAUGGAUGAAUAUCCUCAUAUCCUAAGAGCCAGGAAGAAGAUCUUCAUAGCAAUAGUCUGUUUCAUCUCUUAUCUCGUUGGAUUCUCCAAUAUCACCCAGGGUGGCAUUUAUGUUUUCAAGCUGUUUGAUUACUACUCAGCCAGUGGCAUGUGUCUUCUCUUUCUUGUCUUCUUUGAGACCAUCUCAAUUUCUUGGUGUUAUGGUGUGAACAGAUUUUACAGGAACAUUGAAGAAAUGAUCGGCUACAAACCUUGCAUCUGGUGGAAAAUCUGUUGGGCAUUUUUCACUCCUCUUGUCUGCCUGGGUGUGUUCUUAUUCAGUGUGGUGGAAAUGACCCCUCUGACGCUGGGCAAAUACAUCUAUCCUGCAUGGGGACAAGGUAUUGGUUGGCUCAUGGCGCUGUCCUCCAUGGUACUGAUCCCAGGAUACAUGCUGUACAGCUUCUUCACCUCAACAGGGACUCUCCGGCAGCGUUUCCAGCAGAUGACGCAGCCCCAGCCAGAUGUGCAGGUGCAGAAGAAUGGCCUCCAGCCGAAGACGUCUCUGAAUGGCAGGGGAUCAGACGCUGCCGUCUAGGAGGAGAGCCGGAGCUCCUCGCCCUGCCCCAUAGCUGCCCACACCAUGCCAUCCCUCCAGUCCCUCUGGCACAGCCCGCUGCCCCCGGCUCUGCAAUGGCUUUGCAUGAGAGGACCCAGCAGAGGAACUCCAGCACCUCUGUUCCCUCAGCAGACCCCGUGUCACAUCACUGACUGUCUCCAUCGUGCAACACUCUGGCCCAGGCUCUCAGAGAGGAGCAGCCUGUAGCCUCUCGACCAGAGGUGGUAUUUCUAGAGAGCUUAAUACUGACGGUUCACUGUUUCUCCCUUCAUUUUGCAUUUCCAUGUGAUCCUACACAGCAUGCCCCAUAGUACGCAGCCUUGCUUCACCCCAGAGAGCCACGUGCCACCAGGUUCAAAUCUCAGAUGGUGAUCAAAUGAUGUAGCAUAAAACAGUGCUAGCAAAUGCAACUCUGGAAGGGUUGUGGCAGAUCAAGCAAUUCCAGUGAGGAGCCCUGCAUGUUGGUAGCAAUAGGACAUAGCUCAAACUGAAGAAAGGCAUCGGGAGAGGAUGCAAUACUUUUAGGUACCAUGUUUCAGCCCUGCACAUCUCCAACCAUUACCACCUACCCAGCAGGUUGGCCCAUGAGCCACAGUCAGGUGCAGAAGACAGCCCCUCUCUUCUGGAGAGCCUUGCCCUUUGCAGCUCUGUACAGCAGCCACACCUUGACCUGAAGAUCUGAAUGUACAGGCUGGAUCUUGUAAAGCUGAAAGCCAAACACUAAGAGCUGCAAUCACAAUUAAUCUCAGCUAGUUACAGAAGUAUCAUUCUUCCUUAUCCUGUAAUUUUAUGCACUAUAGUGUAUCUGAAAAUUUGUAUUCCACUUUCACCCAUGUUUAUAAACUGGGCAAUAAAGGAGCCCACUCAUAUCCUUUGAGAGGACAUCUCUGCUGAGGGCACUUAAUAGAAUCAUAGAAUCAUUGCUGUUCGUCUUUGGUCUUUGCAUGAAUGACCUUUACUACAAAUCCUGCUUUCACCUGUGAUUCCCAGUCACAUCACCUCCCUCCCCUUAAAGGCCAAG
Molecule: messenger RNA, 8622 nt
Organism: Centrocercus urophasianus (Greater sage-grouse)
Lineage: Eukaryota; Metazoa; Chordata; Aves; Galliformes; Phasianidae
Product: sodium- and chloride-dependent GABA transporter 1-like
Exons: 15
Coding region: 5784-7580 (598 amino acids)
Biological process (GO): sodium ion transmembrane transport; neurotransmitter transport
Cellular component (GO): plasma membrane
Molecular function (GO): gamma-aminobutyric acid:sodium:chloride symporter activity
Source: RefSeq, a predicted model, not a curated record